Racocetra fulgida is the source of this 894-nucleotide messenger RNA. Lineage: Eukaryota; Fungi; Glomeromycota; Glomeromycetes; Diversisporales; Gigasporaceae. The record is from the annotation of a GenBank genome assembly.
AUGCAAGUAAGGGCCGAAGUUGGAUUACCAAACUAUGCUUCAAAUGGAAUGGGAAUAUGCGAAUUGAGAAAGGACAAAAGUGAAGAUAAUAGAGAAGGAAAGCAAAAAAUACCAUUUCCGAAAUUUUACGUGCUUGUUAAUUUGCCUGAUGAUGACGAGAUAGUAGAAAAACAGACCAGGCGAUGCGUUUCCAGAAAAGAUAUACAGAUUCCUGCGAACGCUAUCAUCAUUGAUCUCACAAAAAUCGAUAAAGAACCGGAAAAUCGAACUGAGAAGAUCGAGGUGAUCGAUCUAACGGUUGUUGAUGAAGAUGCGGAGAAACCAUCUCGUAUCACAGAGGAUAAAAAAAUCAUUGAAACCGCUAAAUCGAUGAUUCCCGAAAUCAUCAAUGACGUAUUAAGAGUCAUCUUUAAACAUGUUAUCGAUGAUAUAUUCGAAAACAUACUUAAAGAUGAAACCGUGGGAAAGGAAGCUAGAAGUAUCAUGUGUACUGACAGAAGAUUCAACAUCCUUUUCGCCAAUGUUUUCUUUAAAGAACUCAAUUACUAUGUCAAAAAAAUGAGAGUUUUUGAAACUUUAUCCGAAGAUGAGAUAACCUCUGAAAUCAAUGAUGUCGAAAACACAGAACUCUUAGAAUUACUCCCUAAAAUCAAAUUGUACAGAAGUGAAUUUCUACUGAGAGUUAUGACCAAAAAUAAAUCCUUUGAAAAUAUUUUCCUAAGAAACAAAGAUCAAGCUGCCACCGAGUACAUUUAUAUGAUAUUAGAAGACAUAAUGAUCAGAGACAAUUUUGACAGUCACAUAUUCGCCAUUAUUAAAAAGGUCUUUUCUCUCGAAGCACUCGAAAAAAAUGGAUUACAAGAUAUGUUACGAAAAAAUACUAAGAAAAAGUAA